Messenger RNA from Erpetoichthys calabaricus (reedfish), 2150 nucleotides. RefSeq names its product tripartite motif-containing protein 16-like. Gene Ontology annotation, molecular function: protein binding; zinc ion binding. The transcript is spliced from 6 exons. The record is from RefSeq and is a predicted model, not a curated record. Lineage: Eukaryota; Metazoa; Chordata; Cladistia; Polypteriformes; Polypteridae. The coding region runs from base 73 to 1722 and encodes 549 amino acids.
CAGAAGGAAAAGUGAAACAUUAUUUGUUGAUAAGCCUCCUCAGUUUCUAGCUGGUGUUCUCUCUAAAGGACAAUGGCUCGAGCCACCAUGGCUAUGUUGCUGGAUGAGUUUAUCUGCUCUGUGUGUCUGGAGACUCUAAAUGAUCCUGUCUCUAUCCCAUGUGGACACAAUUUCUGUAAGAAUUGCAUUAUAGGGUACUGGGAUCAAUCCCAAGAGUGUAGCUGCCCUCAUUGCAGAAAGACCUUCAAUCCAAGACCAGUUCUUUUCAAAAACACUCUCCUGGCUGAAGUCAUUCAGAAAUUAAAGAAGACUGGAACAACUACCAGCUCCUCUCAAAAUUGGGGAAGACCUGAUGAAGUGGAGUGUGAUGCCUGUAGUGGGAAGAGGAUCAGAGCUGUGAAGUCCUGCCUCACUUGCCAGGCCUCCUACUGUGAGAUUCACAUCCAGCCUCACUAUGAAGGAACUGUGUGGAAGGACCACAAGCUGAUUGCUCCAAAUAGAAAUCUACAGGAGGAACUCUGCACAAAGCACCAUACAAAUUUUGAAAUUUACUGCAGAACAGAUCUUACAUGCAUAUGCAAGCUGUGUGUGGGGCUGGAACACAGUGAUCAUGACAUGGUCGAACCUGAGAAAGAAAGAGCUGAAAAACAGAAGCUCCUCCAUUCUACACAGAAAGAAAUCCAGAAGAGACUUCAGCAGAGAUGGAAGAAACUGGAGGAGAUCAGAGAAUCUGUGGACCUGAUUAAGAUAUCUGCCGAUAGAGAGGUGCAGGAAACUGAAAAAAGCUUCACUGAUUUGACCAACUCCAUUGAGAAAACCUACAGGAAAAUUUCAAAUCGGAUUCGAGACCAAGAGAAGAAGGAAUUGAGGAAAGCUGAAAGAGUCAUGGAGCAACUACAGAAUGAGAUUGAAGAGCUAAAAAGAAGAAAUAGUGAGUUGACUGACCUUUUAGGGACAGAUGACCACAUCCAUUUCCUUCAGACUUUCUCAUCUGUUCAAGUUCCACCUGGAGACAGGGACUCCCUCGGCAUUGCUGUUACUACUGGUUUCUCUACUGAAGACUUGAGAAAAGGGCUGUCCCAGCUGAAGGAAUACCUGGAGAAAAUAAGCCAGGAUGACAUUGUGACGUUCCAUCUAGCAGUGGAUGACAUUCCAGCUGGCAUACCAUCAAGUCCAACAUCACCAAGAAGACAGGAGUUUUUACAGUACUCUUGUCAACUCACAUUGGAUUUAAACACAGUGCAGAGAGAGCUCCACCUCUCUGAAAGGAACAGGAAGGUGACAUGUAGGAAAAUGAGGGCUUGGUACCCUGAUCAUGCGGAACGAUUUGACUACUGGUCUCAAGUUCUUUGUAGACAAGCUUUGACUGGGACCUGCUAUUACUGGGAGGUGGAAUGGAGCAAAUGGGUUGUGAUAGGACUCACAUAUAAAGGAAUUGACAGGAAAGGUGCCAGUGCAACAUGUCGUCUUGGAGGCAAUGAGAAGUCCUGGUGUUUGCUCUGCUCUCAUUCUUGCUACUUUGUAUGUCAUAAUAACAAGGAAACUGAGAUAUGUGCUCCCCUGUGCCGCAGAAUAGGUGUGUAUCUAGACUACCCUGCUGGCACUUUGUCAUUUUAUGGAAUCUCAGACACAAUGGUUCUGCUGUACCAGUACAAUGCCUUUUUCACGGAGCAACUUUAUCCUGGCUUUUGGGUUGGUGUUGACUCCACUCUGGUGAUCUGAUAGUUGGAACUUCUAUUGUCAAUGACUGAUAUCCUCUGUAGGUCUCUUCAUAUUCUCUGAAAAAUAGGAUCUCCUGUGAUAGAGUCGCUUGAAGAUCUUGGAGUCAACACAUUACUGAUUUUGACUGGGUGAAUGCGAGACCAGAGUGAUUAUCUGUUUCUGUCAACAUCUUAUUAUUAUACCAGUGCCCUUUAAUGGAGUUGAUGAACACCAUCUCUGUCUGUUAAGGAGAUCAGGAAAAUCAGAUUUCACAUAAGCCGUCACCAAAUGUUGCAUGCAUGAAUGGGACUUAACAUCUUGAUCAUAAGAGUCCUUGACCCUAAUUUAAGGAACAUUUCCAAGUAUGAUUUUGUUAAAUUGUUUAUUUUUCUUUUUAGGAAUAAUGAUUAAUAUUAUGCUAAUGUUGUAUAGUAUCUAUCUAUCUAUCU